Messenger RNA from Myotis daubentonii (Daubenton's bat), 1446 nucleotides. RefSeq names its product chromosome 3 C21orf58 homolog (gene C3H21orf58). The record is from RefSeq and is a predicted model, not a curated record. Lineage: Eukaryota; Metazoa; Chordata; Mammalia; Chiroptera; Vespertilionidae.
UCCUGGGAGAUGUGGGGCCCUCCAGCUCCCUGGCAGAGGCCAGUCUCCACAAUCCUUCAUCAACAGCAGGGCUGAGGCUGCUUCUCUCCAGCUGGCUGAGCUGUGCUUUCCUGCAGAGAACUGGCAACCAGGGAGGGUGGGGCCUGCGGUGUCCCCUCUCCCAGGGUCCUGGUAUGCAGGAUGCCACUGUGGCAGAUCAAAUGGCCCGACUGACCCUGAAACUCUUGGAGAAGAAGCUGGAGCAGGAGCGUGAGGAUGUGGAAGGGGAUUCCGAGGACCCCCACCUGGUGCCAGGACACGAGGCCAGGCCGGAUGCAGCCCUGCAGAGCGCUCUGAGGAGGAGGAAGGACCUUCGGCAGAGACUCUGGGAACAGCAACUCCUGGAAGAGCUCUCCCGCGCCCACGCCCACUCCUGGAGAGGGCCCAGCAGGGAAGCCCGUGGGUCAGCGCUGCCAACAGAGGUGCCCCCUGGCAUCUACCCUGCCGCCUCCCCACCCCCGCCGCCCCUGGAGCUGCCUCGGGUCAUCCAACACUCGGUCGCCCAGGCUCCUCCCACCAUCAUUCAGCAGCUACCUCAGCAGCCACUCAUCGCACAGAUUCCCCCUCCCCAGGCCUUCCCAGCUCAAAGGUCUGGAAGUAUUAAGGAAGACAUGGUGGAGAUGAUGCUGCUGCAGAACGCACAGAUGCACCAGGUCAUCAUGCAGAACCUGAUGCUCCAGGCCGUGCCCCCAAUGGCCUCUGCUUCCUCCAGGGGACCGCAAGCCACACCCUUGCCGCCCACCCUGCAGGGCCUGCAGUGGCCUCACCCCACCGGGCUGCGAGCUGAGAGGCAGAAGCCGCCUUCCGUGCACCAUCACCACCACUAUGCGCCCCCAGCCCCGCUGCAAGCCGCACCUGGCUCACCCGUGGCUUACUCCAUGUGGCCCUCCGUGGUCUCCGCCACCGCCCUCCCACCUGCCGCCAGCUUCCUGCCCACCAUGCGUCACUUGGCCGCCCCCUCUGCCGCUGCCCUUAGCACGGCUGCGCCUGACGGUUUCCUGCCUGCACCUGCUCCGGCUCCGGGCCAGUGAGCCCCCAAUACCUGCCUGGUGAGCCUCACAGUCCCUCUUCCCUCAGGGACGUGGUCAGAAAAACCAGGUGGAAGCCUGACAGUGGUCCCUGGCCACUGAGAUCACAAGGAAACACAGGGGUGUUGUCAGAAAAGAUGCCCAGGAGCCACAGGAAGAAGACCCAUAGCAUAGAUUUAGCCGCAUAAGAAUAUAAGCCUUCCCAUGGGAAACAGCGCAGAGGCGAGGGAGGAAAGCAGCGGCUGCAGACGGAGAUGUGCUGUCCUGGGAGGAAGCACUGGUGACAGGUAGAUCCACCUGCUAGCCCGGCCUUUCUCCUGCGAAUAAACCCGCAGAACUGCACACCGCUCCUGAAGAGGGGGUUGGGACCGAGGCUCUU